AUCUUUUAUUGUAUUAUUCCAUAUAAAACAAGCAAUAUAACGAAUAAUAUCUUCAAUGUAACAUAUUGCAAGAUAGUCUCGCGUUGAAAGAAGGCGUAAUGUAAAUUCGAAGCAUGAAGAAUUUAUCGUUCAUUUAUCUCUGGUUUAUCUUCUGUUUUGGGCUUCAAAAUUUACGUGCAAGAAACAUCAAAAUUUCUAAUCAAGAUAUUGCAGAAUGCAUGGAUCGAUCAAACAUGACAUUUCAUGAAUUAAUGAAACUUCGUGACUCGUCGGAGGCAAGAAUAAAAUUAAUAAACGAAGAGGAAAAUUUCAGAAGCUAUGGCUGUUUCUUAGCUUGCAUUUGGCAACAAAUUGGCGCGAUGAAUGGCUCCGAAUUGAGCACAUAUAACAUAGCAGGAAUUAUCGAAAAACAAUAUCACGAUGACGAAGAUCUUAAAACAUUUUUCCAUAAAAUCGCGUUAACGUGCGAAGAUGAUAUCCACAGAAAAUUUUUAGGCGUGAAUGACAAGUGUGACGUCGCUCUUAGCUUCAAAUUGUGCAUGUUGAAAGCUAUGCGUAAUUAUCCCUGAAUCAAUCUAUAUUUUAUCUAUUUGCACUUGUCGAUUACCGCAAAAAUUAUAGAGGAUUAAAAGAAUAUUU
This is a messenger RNA of Apis dorsata (giant honeybee), 639 nucleotides long. RefSeq lists its product as uncharacterized. Gene Ontology annotation, molecular function: odorant binding. The coding region runs from base 114 to 569 and encodes 151 amino acids. NCBI's taxonomy places the organism in Eukaryota, Metazoa, Arthropoda, Insecta, Hymenoptera, Apidae. The transcript has 5 exons. The record is from RefSeq and is a predicted model, not a curated record.